Messenger RNA from Musa acuminata AAA Group (dessert banana), 2436 nucleotides. RefSeq names its product pentatricopeptide repeat-containing protein At2g22410, mitochondrial-like. Gene Ontology annotation, molecular function: protein binding. The coding region runs from base 144 to 1775 and encodes 543 amino acids. NCBI's taxonomy places the organism in Eukaryota, Viridiplantae, Streptophyta, Magnoliopsida, Zingiberales, Musaceae. The record is from RefSeq and is a predicted model, not a curated record. The transcript is spliced from 2 exons.
UUGAUGUGUUGGCUCGGUUGAUUCCAUAAAUCGAACAGGCUCCAUCAAAUCACAAGGGCCAGAAUCCAGAUCGACGGUGAUAAGUCGUUCGUUCCAACCCACUAAGGAAUUCUCAGCCGUCGGCUCCCUAAGCCAGCCGCCUCAUGCAUCUCCGCUCCCCCAGUCUCCGACACCUCGAGCGAGCCCACGCUCGCCUCCUCAAGCUCGACCCGUCCCUCUCCUCCUCCACCGCCGGCACUCUCCUCUCCCAUUACCCCCUCGCCGCUCAUGGCGGCGCCUCCUACGCCAAAUCCCUCUUCUCUCAAUUCCUUCGAACCUCGGUUCUCCACUGGAACACCGUUAUUCGAGGCCUCUCCUCUGGCGAGAACCCUCACGAAGCCAUCCGUGUCUUCCGUUCCAUGCUCCGCGGAGGCUUUCUACCCAACAACUUCACGUACCCGUUCCUUCUCAAGGCAUGCGCAGCGUGCGCGUCGGAAUCGUACGGUUGCGCCGCGCAUGCGCGAAUCGUGAAGACCGGGCUGGAGCUCGAUCCUUACAUACAGAGUGCCUUGAUUCAUGCGUACUCCGAGAGUAAGGAUCUUGGCGCCGCUCGCCGGGUGUUCGACCAGUGCGACGACCGGGAGACCGUCUGCCGGAAUGCGAUGAUCGACGGGUACGUCAAAGCCGGAGAGUUGGCCCUCGCGCGGGGCGUCUUCGAUAGGAUGGAGCGCAAGGAUGUUGUCUCGUGGAACACGAUGAUUAAUGGUUGUGCGAUUCUGGGGGACUUGAGCGAGGCGCGAAAGCUGUUCGCCGGAAUGCCCCAGAGGAAUGUGGCUUCCUGGAAUUCCAUGCUCGCCGCUCACGCGAAAUGCGGGGAUGUCGAGGGGGCUCGCAGGGUGUUCGCCGAGAUGCCGAAGCGCGACAUCAUCUCGUGGAACACGAUGUUGGCGUGUCUAGCGCAAAGCGGGUGCUCCGAAGAAGCUCUUGCGCUAUUCGAUGAGAUGAGGCGCACCGACGAGAAGCCGACCGACGCGACGAUGGUGAGCUUGUUAUCAGCCUGCACGCACUCGGGAGCUUUGGAUCAAGGGGAGCAACUCCACGCAUCCAUGGAAGAGCACAAGAUAAAGCUCAAUACCAUCCUGAGCACCGCUUUGGUAGACAUGUACGCCAAGUGCGGAAGCAUAUCACGCGCAGCGGAGAUCUUCUACGCCAUCGAGCAAAAGGAUCUGCUUGCAUGGAACGCAAUCAUCGGCGGAAUGGCCAUCCACGGACGUGCUGAUGAAGCGCUUCAGAUGUUUGAUGAAAUGACCAAGAGCGGCGUGAGGCCGGACGACAUCACGUUCGUGAUGGUUCUCACCGCCUGUAGUCACGCGGGAAUGGUGAAAGAAGGCAGGCGGAUGCUGAGCUGCAUGAAGGAUAGCCAUGGAAUCGAUCCGAAGCUGGAGCACUAUGGAUGCGUCAUCGAUCUCUUGGCACGCGCGGGCUUGUUCGAGGAGGCAGCGGAGCUUACAAGAGCGAUGCCGAUGGAGCCCAGCGCGCCUGCCUUGGGGGCUCUGCUUGGUGGGUGCAGGAUUCACAGGAACAGCGAGGUUGCAGAUGGUGUUGGCAGACACCUUCUUCACCUUCAACCGGGGCACAGCGGCCGGUACGUCCUGCUAUCCAACAUCUACGCGACAGCCGGUCGCUGGGAUGAUGCCAAGGAAGUCAGAGGCAGGAUGCUGAUAAAUGGAGUAGCCAAGACGCCUGGUAUGAGCAUGAUAGAACCCAAUGGCACACCAAGUUCUGCCUCAAGCUGAUGGAGAUAAAACAAAGGAAGACGAGGAGGAGGAGCAAGCGGUGUCUGUGCAUGGUGAGAAGUUGACCAUUGCUUUCGGGGCUCUUGAAAACGAGCUCCGAGGCUGCCAUUACCGUCAUCAAGAAGCAGCUCAGAGUAUGCAGUGAUUGCCAUGGUGUUGGCAAGCUGAUCUCAAAGGUUCAAGGAAGAGGGGCAGGAGCAUACUUGAAGCUCAAUCCAAGAUGCAGUGGUAGUAAAACAUCGAUCGGCUGACAGAAGAAAAGUCUGCUUCAAAUUUAAAUGUACACAACAUUGGGUCAACAGAACGUUCAGAGCUAAAUAGUCUUCUGCACAAAAGACGAUAUGAAUCGGUUGCCACUAUAAAAUACACAAUCUGAAAGGAUAAAGAUUGCAACCACUUACAGUGGUGGUCUGCAGAUUACAGAAAACAUAAGUGGUGUCAUUUCUGUGUGCUUUCAGUCUUCUCAGCAGAUGUGAAGGAGACCGGGUUCUGUGGAUCUUCUUUCACAGUCAGGCUCAGCACCUCAGGCCUCGAGUAGUGUCCAACCACAUCGAAAACAAACUUGGCUCGCACGAUUUCUCCAAGAUCUACAUAUCAUGUGGUAAGAGACUUAUCUUUUGUUUAGAUGCAAGGUAAUGAAAAUAUGGAGUACAGAAUUCAA